Penicillium angulare is the source of this 1716-nucleotide messenger RNA. RefSeq names its product isocyanide synthase family protein. The record is from RefSeq and is a predicted model, not a curated record. Bases 1 to 1716 code for a protein of 571 amino acids. NCBI's taxonomy places the organism in Eukaryota, Fungi, Ascomycota, Eurotiomycetes, Eurotiales, Aspergillaceae. The transcript has 2 exons.
AUGGAGUGCAUAUAUGAUCGAGUCGUUGCUAUAUACAGUCGAACAUAUCAGGGCCAAUUGGUUCGCUGUUUUGGCACGUAUGCUACCCUGCUGGAAGAGAAAUGGCAUACGAUUCAACCGAGUUUGGGUCUCCAUGCACCGAAGUCAUAUCGUUUAGUAUCUGGAAUUCAAUUUGAUUACCCCGAGUUACAAUCAAAUGUUGUUCGUGCCCAUGAAGCUCCAUUGCCUCGAGGAUCUCGGGUGAUUGGGGUGAUCUUGCUUUCCGAAGAACCUGCACCCGCUACGACAAACUUCGAUGAGUACUUCUGUCGUAUCCUGAUUCACCAUUUGACAGAACCCUUCUUGUUACAUGAGACUUCUCAAUCUACCGAUAAUAGUUCUGUUGCAGAAAGAUUGGUCGACCUUUGCAACACGGAGCUCUUGGUACAUCCGUCUGAUUCCCUAUUCGAAACCACGGGUAGAAACUACCUCAUACAAAAGAUUUCCUUAUUUACAUCUCGAGGACUGCCAAUUCGAAUGUGUUUACCUGCUUUUCCUUGCAAGUCUUCGAAUUUGGAAAAGGUUGCUGGAGUACUACCCGAUCGCGGCGAAGAGUUAGCUCUUCGACGGCUAUACUCUGUUCUGCGCCAAAUAAAGUCAAUCUAUGAUCCUGGCGCCAAAUUGUGUAUUAUAAGUGAUGGGCACGUUUUUAGUGAUUGUAUUGGAGUGGACGAUGAUCAGGUAGAUGAGUACGGAGAUAAAUUGCUUGAACUCAACCAAAUGAUAGGCGCGCAAAUGGGACAGACCGGCCAGAUAAUUUUCAAGUCCCUAAAAGAUAUCUUAAAUCCUUCACCCAAAGAAAUUCUAGGAGAAUCAAAAGCCCGUCAAAUAACUUUCCCCGCGCUCAACCACUACCUCGACACCACAAUCUCUCCCGAAACAGAGUUCUGCCGCCAGGCGAUGACUCUGGGAUGCCAGCCUAAUCGAGAAUUUUUGAGAUCCCAAAUCCAAAGCCAAGACCAAGCAAUCCUGUCGUUAUAUCGCGGGUUCUCACGAUUUAUGCUCGAAGACCUCGCCCAGCACCCACGGUCCCAAACAAUGUCGAAAAGCCAAAGAAAGAAGACGGCGGAAAAGUCUUCUUUCGAGAUGAUACUACGCAACCAAGCCUACUCAAAUCUCGUGGAACUAUGUUUCCCCGACUACGUACGCUUAUCAAUUCAUGCGCACAUCAAUUCAGGACCAAAAUUCGGAAUUAUGUUGUUUGAACGAGCCAAGACAAGAGUUAUUGAUGACUUGCAUGAUCUUGAAAGUAUUGCGAAGCCGUCGCAUGAUCUUUUACAUAUUCCUACUCCAUGGCAUAAUUGUGUGUUUCAAAUGACAGGAAGUGAUAUUAUGUAUGUCACUAAGUCUAAGGUUGUACGGGGUGCUUUAGAUUCCGCUACUGUACGCGGCUGCUGGACGCAAGAGAGCCUUUCCAAUGGACUGGGUGGAUACUUCCAAAUUGAGGGUCCGGGUGGUGUUGAAAAGGAUGCUGUUGCAUCUGUAUUAAAGCCUGUCGCUGGCUCAUCUGUCUCUGAAAAGGACUUAGAAAGUCAGAAAAGUAUCCAGAAGAGCAAAGAAGGGGGUAGGAGCUGUGUUACUGGGAUAUUUGGAGGAAUCAAGAGACUGGCACAGGUUUUCAAGUCUCCGAGUCAGUUGUAUCCAAAAUCUGAGAAUGAGAAGGCCCUGGAGUGCUAG